Messenger RNA from Paramecium primaurelia, 1012 nucleotides. The record is from the annotation of a GenBank genome assembly. Lineage: Eukaryota; Ciliophora; Oligohymenophorea; Peniculida; Parameciidae.
AUGGCAUCUUAUUUAAUUACUGAGGCUUAAAUACCAAUUCUAGAAUCACUCGAUUAGAAUGCAGCUAAGAAAUUAAAGGAGAUAUGCAAAGACAUAGAAGGCUUGAUGAUUAACACUAAUUCUAGAAUCUCAACGCUAUUAUAAAAUUAGCAGACUAGCUUUUUUAAGGCAUUUAAAAUAGUUGUUGAAUAGAUCUCAUCAGAUUUUCGAAAUCUACAAUAGAAAUUUGAAGAAUACAUAGCAUAUCAUGAAAAUGAGACUGAAGUAUAUAAUUUUUAUUAUAAAGAAUAGGUAGUAAACGCUUAAAAUAAAUUAGUAUUUUUUAGGAAUGAAUGCUAAGUAUUAAACAAAUUAUGUAUAGAAUUGAAAUGUGAAAAUUAAUAACUAAAAGUUAAAAUCAAAGAAAUUGAAUAGGUAUUUAAAUACAUAAAUAAAUUUAAAGGAAGUUAAUAAUUAGAAAAUGAUAUUAUUAAAAUAAGCAACAAAAAAUUCUUAAUUACAAGAACUAAUAUCAUUCUAUAAAUAAAAAUUAUAGGUUUUAAAUUAAUAAUAAAAACAAAUCGAAAAUGAUUCAGUAAAAUUUCACUCAUUAAUCAAUAAAGAUACAAAAUUUAGGGUUCCUCAAUUAAAAUUACAUCAUCGUUAUCAUACUGAAAUAUAAGAUAAUGAUCAUAAUAGUAUAAUAACAUACAGUUAGAAAAAUUAAACAAUUAAUAUUUGCAAAACAAGUAAACCAAAAAAUAAUUUAACUCUUUUAAAUAGAACAACUGAUGAUAUAUUAGAGACCUCAACAGGAAAAAAAGAUUUUAAAUAAUUUGGUAUAUAUAUAUAUAGAGUAGAUAAAUUUUAUGAGAGAUCAUAUAAAUCAAGAGCAAAAUCUCAAUAGUAGACUUUAAAAAUAAAUGAAAAUAGUGAGACAACUUAAAAAACAUAAGAAAUCUCUUCAUCUCUUAUUAAAAAUAUUAGAGUCAAUCCAUCAUAUUAUUAAAAUAAUCUAACAGUUUCAUCUUGA